Micropterus dolomieu (smallmouth bass) is the source of this 3323-nucleotide messenger RNA. Its product is annotated as glucagon-like peptide 2 receptor. Gene Ontology annotation, biological process: adenylate cyclase-modulating G protein-coupled receptor signaling pathway; cell surface receptor signaling pathway. Bases 391 to 2001 code for a protein of 536 amino acids. The record is from RefSeq and is a predicted model, not a curated record. The transcript has 13 exons. Lineage: Eukaryota; Metazoa; Chordata; Actinopteri; Centrarchiformes; Centrarchidae. Gene Ontology annotation, cellular component: plasma membrane. Gene Ontology annotation, molecular function: peptide hormone binding; glucagon receptor activity.
AUAAAAUCUCUCAUUAGGAGGUAACUUUUUCCGUCAAAGAUCAGUUCAUUGAAAGAACCAUAAAGUUGCUUGGAUUCUUGGAAAAUUCGUGGAAAAGAUCGAGAAGAUUUUGAGGAAAAUUAGGGAAACGGUGGGAUAACAUUUUCUGUUCUUGCAACUCAUCCUCCAAAUUCAUCCAUCAAAUUCUGAAUAUUUUCUGGAGCUACCUGCAAGGAGAUCAAGUUCAAAUCAACUAUACCUGACAUGGCAAGGCAAGGAGAACCGUGCUGAGUGUGCGUAGGGAGAUAAAGCAAGCAUGAGCUAGGGGCCUGAGUGCUGGGGUGAGGUGAGAGGCGGCAAACCUGCUGAGAAACUAGAAACACCUGCUUUUCAAUGUAAACACACAGCACCAUGCCAACCCAGCUGCCAUUCUGGCACAAGAGGACCGGGACCACAGCAGGACACACAUUCCUGCUUUUACUCCUCUUUGUUAUCUUCGACCACCAGGUAACAGGCUCAGUCCUUGAAAGCCUGAUAGCUAAACGGACCGCAUACUGGGAGAACUGCAACAGAACUCUGGCAACAAGCACACUCUCAGAAAAUGGGAUCUACUGUAAAGGAACGUUUGACAUGUUUGUGUGUUGGCCCCAUUCAUCUCCUGGGAAUGUGUCGGCCCCCUGUCCUUCUUACUUACCAUGGAUCAGCGAGGACAGCUCCAGGAAGGCCCACCGAGAAUGCUUAGAAAAUGGGAGAUGGCGACAGAGGGAGAAUUCCUCCGAUCCCUGGAGGGAUGACUCAGAAUGUAAGGAGGACCAUUACUUCAAAGACAAGGAGGAUGAAAUGCUUCGCCAGACAGCCCUCAGGCUCAUCUCUGUCAUUGGCUAUUCCCUCUCCCUGUCCUCUCUCACACUGGCUACUCUCCUGAUGGCCAUGUUGAGGAAGCUCCACUGUACCAGGAACUACAUCCACAUGAAUCUGUUUGUGUCAUUCAUCCUGAGAGCCACGGCUGUCAUUUCUAAGGAAAUCAUAUUAUACAUCAUGUAUAACAACCUGCCCAAGGACGACCCUGGAUGGAACGCCUACUCAAGCUCUGCGAUAGCGUUGAUGUGUAAAUUCUCCAAAGUGUGCAUGGAGUACUUUGUGGCCUGUAACUAUUUCUGGCUCUUAGUGGAGGCCAUUUUCCUCCACACGCUGCUCUUCACAGCUGUGCUGACCAAGCGACGUCUGCUGAAGAAAUACAUGCUGCUAGGAUGGGGAACACCUGUCUUGUUUGUAACACCAUGGACAGUUGUCAAGAUUUUAUACGAAAACACAGAAUGCUGGUCAAUUGUGAACAGAUGGUUCUGGUGGAUAAUAAGAGGUCCGAUUACUUUAUCAGUGCUGGUCAUUUUCUUCAUAUUCAUCAAGAUUCUAAUGCUGCUGCUGUCCAAGCUGAAAGCAGAUCUUGUGAAAUUUACAGACUACAGAUACAGCUUGGCCCGAGCAACACUGGUACUGAUUCCUCUGCUGGGAAUCCAUGAAGUGGUCUUCACUGUGCUGAUAGAUGAAUGCGUGGAGGGCAGCAGUCGCUACGCCAGGAACUUCGUCAACCUCACUCUCAGCUCAUUUCAGGGAUUCUUGGUUGCUGUGCUGUACUGUUUUGCUAAUGGAGAGGUCCAAGCUGAACUGAAGAAGCGCUGGCAACUCUUUCUGUUUACCAACCACUUCCAGUUCAGGAGCUGUUUUCAGGGUGUGCCGCUCAAACAUCUGUGGAAGUGCACUCAAGUGCACCGCCCACACUGCUCUCGGCAGAGUUACUCCUACGACGAGGGUGGCACCUCCACAACGCACCCACAUCUGCUUCAGGUGGCUGUACAUGGAGGAGGUGGGGGGCUUGGACUAGGAGAGGUUAAAGGCCAGGGGUUGAUGGGCUGUGACACAACAGGGCUUGACUUUCUCACCAGGAAGAGCCUGUCCAGUAGUGAUGGAGAGAUAACGCUCGGGGAGACCAUGGAGGAAAUUAUAGAGGAGAGUGAGUUCUGAUCUCCUUUAUUUUGUUGGUAUCACUUAACAUUAAGUGAUGCGUACUGACAAAUACACAGGGAAAAGUGAAGGAGAAAUUAGGAAACAUAUCCUUCCAUGAAGGAUCACCAACCAGGCAAGGGUGACAAGGGUGAAAGUGAACAUCAACUAAGUUGAGUCUUGGGGCGUUGUCCUGUAGAUGGGCUCUGUAAAAUCUAGACCUUCAUUAUUUGUUUAUAUUGUGCAUUUGUAUUCCCAAAUAAAGCCAUCUCAAAAUAGUUGACACAGACAACCUUAUGGACGGGUUACACGACGAAAUCCUUGCUAAAUUAGCCGAAAUACAGGCUUGGUAACUACUUGCAGGGCUAGUUGGUGAGCUAAUUGCUAACACAAUAGAAAGCUGUUUACUCCCUCUUGGCAGUAAUCCCCUAAUUUGCUAGCUUGCUAACAGAAAGUAAGCAAGCGUGUUAGCUUGGUCGCUAGUGGGACGAUUCCACACAUUAGCAACAUUAUCAGGAGAUGUAUUUUUGCCAUCAACUCCUCUUUAAAAUCUCCAACAGAGGAGGGUUAGCAUAAAAAUAGAAGUGGAUAGUGUAACACAGUUAAAAACUCUGAUUGGUCAGUACUGAUCUUGUUCAGUACUGUCAGGACGGUUUGCUGUCGAUUCACCAAAAGACCAAGAAAGAUUAGCAUGGAUUUACAUAAAUUGAUCACAGUGAUUCCAUUUGGACUUAAUUUAUUUUACUGUGAAAUGUCACCGUUUUAAAUGCUGGUGUAGCUAGACCUUAAGUACUGAUUGGUCUCUGGGUCUCAAAUACUGAAGUUUCUAUGUGUAGUCGAAUGUGUGCACUAUAAAGAUCCUAUGAAGUGAUGUUAUUACUUCCUUAAUGUGAUGUACAGAAAGUUUGAUUAAAUAGGAAGGGCAAACAGUUAAAUGGGAUCAAUGGGAUUUCUUAGGUUCAGCAUGGGGUUGCCACUGUAAAUGCACUGUUUUCAUGACUUAUCUACGGUAACAGCGUAAACAUACAUUGACUUACAUGCAACUGCAGGCAUUUAAGGUUAAGUUUGUGCAAUUUUGUACUCACAGAAAAAAUGUACAGUGCAGCUAAUACUAAACAAAUGCAACAGCAGUGUUUUCACAGUUUUAUGUACCAUGUAACAUCUUACUAUAUCUGGCCAGUUAUAAAUAUCCAUAUGACACAACAUCUGGAUUGAUAUGUGCAUAUAAAUACAAUGUAUUUGUUGUCUGAAUGUGAAUAAUGCAAAGGCUCUAUGUGCAGCAAGUUUUAAAGGCUUUUCCUGUUUUCUAUGCAUUUGAAGCUUAAAAUGUAUCAAAGAUAUUG